UUUAGGAAAAACCCUAAACCCUAACGCCAGCCUUCACCCCUUUCACUCACCAGUCACCACCACCAUCUCCUCCUCCUCCCGCAUUCUGCUGCCGCCUGAUUUCCCGGGAGGCUUGUACCCAACCGCUCUCGACGUGAUGGCUGGAACAACAAUUUCAUCUCAGCUCAACGCUAUCAAAACUGUGCUGAACGUCUCCACCGAUCCCGAACCCGGCAAAAAGCGGCCGCUAACUCGUCCCUCAAUUCUAUUUGAUGCCAAAGCAGCUGCCGAUGUCGACCUCGACACAAUUUACGGCAUCGCCCUUUCUGGUUUGGAGGUUUUAAUUAGUAUGGAGGAGCGGUUUAGGAACUACAAGAAUGAUUUGUUCAGUCUCAAUAGCAAGGAGCUGGACAGGGAGCUGCUUGGCCAGGAAGAAAACAAGCGAAUCAGUGCAUCCAUAGCCUCGUAUUUGAGAUUGUUAUCGGGAUUCCUUGAGUUACAUUCUGCGUUGAAGACACUUGAGUAUUUGAUCCGUAGAUACAAGGUUCAUGUGUACAAUUCAGAAGACCUGAUUUUAUGCGCGCUGCCGUACCAUGACACACAUGUAUUUGUUCAAAUAGUUCAGUUAAUUGAUGCAGGGAACAGUAAGUGGAAGUUUCUUGAUGGAGUUAAAGAAUCAGGUGCACGGCCACCAAGAGAAGUAAUUGUGCAACAGUGCAUUCGAGAUAUGGGGGUAUUGGAGGCUAUCUGUAAUUAUGCUACACCAGCUAAAAAGAUCCAAACGUCGCAACAUGUCACUGGCUUCUGUACGGCGGUUAUUUUUGAGGUCUUAGGGAUUGUUACUAUUGAUAAUGAUAUUGUUAAGAGGAUUCUUCCAUAUGUGAGUUUUGGGCUGCAACUUGGGGCAAAGGGGCUGAAUCAGAAGGCUUCAGCUCUAAUGAUUGUGAGUUUACUAGCCCAAAAGGCAGCUUUGGCACCCAAUGUUGCAAAAAGCUUGUUGAAUUCUGUGGCAGACAUGGCUAGAACAGAUGCCAAGGAAGGACGCGACAUGCGGUGGCUGCGCAUGUCAGUAAUGACCAUAGUCUCAAUAGUUCAGCUUCAGUGCAUGGAGUCAAUUCCCAAGAAGACUCUAGAUGCCAUGAAUGAAAUCAGGGAUAUUUCAGGGAUCCUUUCAGGAUUGGCGAAGGACUUCAAUAUUGAUAAAUUCUUAGUUGUUCUUUUGGAAUCUUUGCUUGAGUACAGUGUGUCAGAUGAUGCGUGUCAUCAUAAUUCUUUAUCAAUGGUAAAGACUGUUCCUAUGAAAGCCUUUGUCAGUCGGAUAGUCUCUAAACUACUAGCUACACAUAUGAAGUUAUCUCAAGGCUCACAGAACAAACAGAUUUUGGUUUCUAUUUGUGAGAAGUAUCCCAAUGAAUCACGGGAAGUCUUCUAUAGUUUCUUGAAGGAUGCCAAGAUUCAGUCCAAGAAAAUCCAACCAAGCUAUGAUUUACUCUGCAAGAUAUUAGAUGAGCAUUUGGAUGCUUCACGAGAAAUACCCGAUCCAAAAUCUUUUUUUGCUUUGGAACAUUCUGAGGCUGAUGUUCGAAAGUCAGCAGUCUUGAGCUUGGAUGUAGCCAACAUUCUGGAGGAGAAAGUUGCUGGAUCGAAGAAAUUUUAUGCCAUUCAAGAUGCACUUCUUCGCCGGCUUCAUGAUGAUGAUCUAAAUGUUGUACUGGCAGUUCUGAAUUUGAAAAAUGUGGCUGCAAUAUUAAGCUCACCACUUCUUACUGAAGCGUUACAGAACGUGCUUCAGCGAUGCAUUCAGAUAUUGCUGUCAAGUUCAUCAUCAGCCUCUUCUCUACCUAAGGAUGUUGCUUUAUUGUGCACUCAACAAGUUAUCACAACUUUCAAAGAUCAGGAACAAUAUGCAGCAACAUUCGCAAAAAUGAUCUUCCCCUUGUUAUUAGUUCGACCGAAGACUCGGAGGGUGAACUUGAAGGCAUUAGAAUUGGCUAAAGAACUGAAAUGUCCAUUCUAUGAAAACUUAGUGCUUCUUCCAGUGCCAGAGAAGAAAUUGGAUCCUGGGCAAAUAUCUUUGGUUAAUACUGAGAUUAUCAGUAAGCUGGCAAAGACGUUCUCACUAAGACCUGAGGAGUACAUGCCGUGGCUUGUAACAUGCUGCAACUCUCACGAGGUCUCGAAGACAUUAUUCUUUUUGAUUUUGUUGCAGUCACUGAGGAUGCUUAAUAUGGAUGUUGGCCAAUUUUUUGCAUUUUUUGAUUGUUGCUUCCCAAUUCUAAAGAGUGAGUGGGAAAUGUUAGAGUCCCUGGGCAUAUCUACAGAGCAGUCCAAGAAAAGAAAUGUAGAUGGUGACUGGAAAGGAAUUCUUGAAGAUCUUGACACUGACAUCAACAAUCUCCAUGCUGAGAUUCUGGCCUGCUUGUUUUUGAGUCUCUCAGAAGUUUUUGCUGCAACAGCACCUAAUGGUGUAACCUUGGAUAUGAAGGAGAAGUGGGUAUCCAUACUUGAGGUUCUAUUCGUAUUCUAUGCGUGUCACUCUAAAGGCCUAUCUGGAGGUGCUUAUAAGAAGCAUCUGGAAUACCUAUCCACAAACUGCAAGAUGCCUUUGAUGGAAAUAACGUUGAAACUGUUCUUGGAAGAAGGAAUUCCAGCUGCUGCUCAAAUACAGAGUCUUCAUUCUUUCUCACAUAUCUGUUCUCAGUUAGAUGAGACUGUGGCCCGUCAACUUCUUCCACAGUUACCUUCACUUCUUGUCCCACUAUCUAGUGACAACCAGCAUGUGAGGCAGGGUGCCAUUAGCUGCAUCAAAAAGCUAAAUUUGUUUUUGUCCCACAUUAAUAAGAAUGGAAAUGAUGUAGCCUCACUGCAUUUUCUUGGAGAUCUGUUGUGCUUAAUUAUUCAACAAGAGAAGAUGAUAUUAUCGGACAAAAAUUUUCUUUCCUCGUUCUUCACAUCACUCCUGUGUUCAUCAUCUGAAAGCCUUUUGGUGCAUUCUGCUAUUGGAACGAGGUUUGAUGAGUCCACCAGAGAUAACAUUCUCGAAUAUCUGCUUGGCCAUGCUCUUGGACUUCCUUCCUAUGCCAAGCUGAAGAUUCUUAGUCUGGUCAAAGGUGCUGGAAGUAAGCUCUUAUGUGUUUCUGGUGUGAGAUCAUUAUUGAAUGAUCUUUUGGAAAGUCGGUGUUCAUAUUACUUGGGAGGUGUCAAAUCUUGUAAUAAGUUGCCCCAAAGUGAAGUUGACAUAUUGUGCCUUCUGCUGGAGUGUUGUACCAUGGCAAAUUCGUCUCAUGAAGCACAAGACUUAGGGGAUUGCAUAUUGAAGGCUUUAUGGGUUAAUGAUUCCGAAGACUUGGCAGUAAUAGAGCCAUGCAUGACAAUUUUGAGAAAUCUUAGUAGUUCUCUUUAUGGAGAUUUGAAGACUGAAACUCAGGAGCUUAUCUUCCGAAACCUAUUGGUUUUGUUUAGGAGUGCAAAUGGCAUUAUACAGAAUUCUACGAGAGAUGCGUUGUUGAAAAUUAAAAUAAAUUCCUCAGUUGUUGUAUGGACUCUUGAUUCGAUUAUGGGACAGAAAAAUAUUCCAGCGACUCCACAACAAGGGAAGAAGCAAAAGAAAUCUUCCAAAUAUCAUGAUCCUGGUUCUUAUUCUGGAAUACUUGACAGAGAAAAAACCCAAUCUCUCUUGAGUGCUCUUCUUGAAGUAAUUUUGAUAAAGAAAAACAUAGUUAAGAGAACUUCACUUGUCGGCCCCCUAUUUAAGAUCCUCCACCUAAUAUUUGUGAAUGAUGGGUGGAUUUCUGAAGUCACUGAGCAUAAUAAAGGGCUUAUAGCUGCGCCAUCUGGUGUUGCUUCUGAGACAAAAGCCUUCAUUCAGCAGACUUUGCUACUCACUUUGGAAGAUAUCUGUGCUUCAAUGGGAAAUGAAAUUCAGCAAAAGGACAUCACUCGUAUUUUUGACCUUCAACUGUUAGUAAGCUGUGCUCGGUCAUCAAGUGAUGCUGUUACUCGGAAUCAUGCAUUCUCGUUGAUUACCACCCUUGUAAAGAUUAUACCUGACAAAGUCUUGGAUCAAAUCCUGGAUAUUCUUGCUGCUGUUGGCGAUUCUACUAUAACACAGUGGGACAAAUAUUCUCAACGUGUGUUUGAAGGGCUUAUAUCAGCCAUUUUACCUUGCUGGUUAUCCAAGACUAACAACACAGACCAGUUGCUUCAGGUUUUUGUGGAUGUUUUGCCGCAAGUUGCACAACAUAGGAGACUUCCCAUCAUUGCACAUAUAUUAAGAACUCUUGGAGAGGCUGAAACUCUGGGUUCACUGCUCUUUCUCCUCUUCCAAUCAUUGAUCUCUAGAAAUAACGACCUUAAUUUCCAUGAUCAAGGGCGAUCUUUAGAACACUUGACUUUUGCAAUCAAUAAGCUAUGGGAGUACGAAUUUGCUGUGACACUCUGUGAGCAGUAUUCUUGCACAACCUGGCUUCCUUCUCUCGUCUUAGCACUUAAGAAAAUUGGAAAUAAUUCCUUAAAUGAAGACACAUCUAUACAAUUGCUGGUGGCAAUGCACUUUGUUGCUAACAAGUUGCGAGAUCCUGAAAAUUACUACAAGCUUGAGUUGGAAGAAACUUCAAAUGGGAUUCAGACAAUGACUGGUGAUCUUAUGGAGCAAGUUGUGUAUCAUCUUCACCUGGUUGACUCUAAAAAGAAGCAUGUUGGUGUUCCAGCUUUCAUCAAGAGUGAGCUGAAGGAGUUCAUUCGUGGUGUCUUGAAAACUCUUAUAAGGGGCCUUUUGCCAUCCACCUUCUUCAAAGUCACUAUAACUUUGAUCAGUCAUGUUGAUAAAAAUGUCAGGAAGAAGGCUCUUGGGCUUUUGUGUGAGACCAUGAAGGACUUGGGUACAAACACAAAGAUUGAUAAGAAGAAUUUAGUAUCAAACUUAAGAAGCUCAUGGCUAAAUCUGAACAAAACAUCUGAAGAAUCGUUUGAGAAGUUGUGUUUGGAAAUAUUGACAUUACUCGAUGCCCCUGAUGAUAGCUCUAGUACUUCCCUGAAACUGGCUGCAGUAUCUGCAUUGGAGGCAUUAGCGAACAGGUUCCCUUCACAAGAUAAAGUCCUUAGCAUGUGCUUUGGAUCUGUAUGUAGGGGGACAUGUUCAGACAAUACAAUUUUCUCCAGUCAUUGUCUUCGCGCCACUGGUGCUUUAGUUAAUGCGCUUGGGCCAAGAGCGCUUCCUGAACUUCCUGGUGUUAUGGAUUCCAUACUUGGGAGAUCUCCUGAUGUUUCUUCAGCGGUUGCAGAAAUUCAGAGAACACACAACAGUGCUACAUGGUCUUCAUCAGAGCACUCCCUUUUCAUGUCAGUUCUACUAACCUUGGAGGCAGUCAUCACCAAGCUUGCAGGGUUUCUAAAUCCUUAUCUGGGGGACAUAUUAAAACUAGUUGUAUUGCAUCCUCUGUCCUUUUCCCCUGCUGAUCAAAAGCUGAAGUUGAAAGCUGAUGUUGUGCGCAAGCUCAUCACUGAUAAGAUCCCUGUUCGACUUCUGCUCCCCCCAGUGUUAUCAAUAUACACUGAUGCCUUUAAGUCUGGGGAUUUGAGUUUGCUGAUUGUUUUUGAAAUGCUUGGAAAUUUGGUUGGUUCAAUGGAUAGAUCCUCAGUUGGUGCUUACCAUGCAAAAGUAUUUGACUUAUGCCUGCUAGCUCUUGAUAUACGGCAUCAGAACCCUGCUUCAGUUCACAAUAUUAGUUCUGUUGAGCAAUAUGUCCUCAAUGCUAUUGUUACCCUGACCAUGAAACUCACAGAGACUAUGUUCAGGCCACUUUUUGUCAAGACUAUUGAAUGGUCUGGUAUAAAUUUGGAAGAUGAUGAAGAGCAUCCUGAAAGUGCUAAUGGCCGUGCUAUCUCUUUCUAUAGUUUGGUGAACAAACUUGCUGAAAGCCAUCGGUCACUGUUUGUUCCAUACUUCAAGUAUUUUCUGGAUGGCUGUGUUCGAUUUCUUGUUGAUGCUGAAGUUAUGAACACGGGACUGUCUCAGAAGAAAAAGAAGGCUAAGCUUAAUAAUAAAACAAAGGACAAAGACGGUGAAUUGUCCCCUCCAAUGUGGCAUCUCCGGGCUUUGAUCUUGUCAUCUCUCCAUAAGUGUUUCCUCUAUGAUACUGGAAACUCAAAGUUUCUUGGUUCUUCUAAUUUCCAGGUUCUUUUGAAACCAUUGGUGUCACAGCUUGUAGUAGAACCCCCAGUUGACAUUGGCAGUCAUCCUGAUGUGCCAUCCAUAGAAGAAGUGGAUAAUUUGUUGGUCGCCUGUAUUGGUCAGAUGGCAGUUACUGCUGGUUCAGACCUCCUAUGGAAGCCUCUCAAUCACGAGGUGUUGAUGCAGACUCGCAGUGAAAAGAUACGAGCCCGUAUGUUGGGGUUGAGAAUUAUUAAGCAUUUUGUGGAGAACUUGAAAGAGGAGUUUCUCGUAUUUUUGCCAGAAACUAUUCCCUUCUUUGGUGAGUUGCUUGAAGAUUCAGAGCUACCUGUCAAAUCUCUUGCGCAAGAAAUUCUCAAGGAAAUGGAAUCCAUGAGUGGCGAAAGCCUUCGAGAGUAUCUGUGAUACGUAAAAUAUAUGCUGGUCAUUACAAUCAUCAAGUCACCUAAGUAGAACAUCAAACAAUCUAAGAUCCAUAGCGUGUGAUGAGAAUAGUUCAGCAUCUGUCUAUGCACAUCUUUUAAUUUCCAUGUAUGUUUUAGUGUUGUUCAUAGAAACUUCAAUUGGAGAAUUUCAAGAUGUCCCAUUUUUGUGAAAACCUAGUUUUGUAGUAGUAACAUUCUUCCAACAAUGUUUAAAUUGUUAAAAUUUUGAACUUUUUUUCUAA
Salvia hispanica is the source of this 6818-nucleotide messenger RNA. Its product is annotated as ARM repeat superfamily protein. Gene Ontology annotation, molecular function: snoRNA binding. Gene Ontology annotation, biological process: maturation of SSU-rRNA from tricistronic rRNA transcript (SSU-rRNA, 5.8S rRNA, LSU-rRNA); positive regulation of transcription by RNA polymerase I. Gene Ontology annotation, cellular component: small-subunit processome; t-UTP complex; 90S preribosome. The record is from RefSeq and is a predicted model, not a curated record. Lineage: Eukaryota; Viridiplantae; Streptophyta; Magnoliopsida; Lamiales; Lamiaceae.